Messenger RNA from Manihot esculenta (cassava), 891 nucleotides. RefSeq names its product 40S ribosomal protein S15-4. Gene Ontology annotation, biological process: ribosomal small subunit assembly; translation. NCBI's taxonomy places the organism in Eukaryota, Viridiplantae, Streptophyta, Magnoliopsida, Malpighiales, Euphorbiaceae. The coding region runs from base 111 to 569 and encodes 152 amino acids. The record is from RefSeq and is a predicted model, not a curated record. Gene Ontology annotation, cellular component: ribosome; cytosolic small ribosomal subunit. The transcript is spliced from 4 exons. Gene Ontology annotation, molecular function: structural constituent of ribosome; RNA binding.
UCAAUUUAUCGGGUGUACCCCAUAAGCAUAAAUACGACAAUUACCAUCCUCGAAACCCUAAUCUACUCAAGAGUGCAGGACCUAGAGUUUUGGCAAAUUCACCUCUAACCAUGGCGGAUGUCGAGACCGAUGUUGCUGCUCCAGGCAUGCCGAAGAAGAGAACGUUCAAGAAGUUCAGUUUCAGAGGAGUAGAUUUGGAUGCUCUCUUGGACAUGUCCACUGAUGAGCUAGUCAAGCUAUUUCCCGCUCGUGCUCGCAGAAGGUUUCAGCGAGGUUUGAAGAGGAAGCCAAUGGCACUCAUCAAAAAGCUUCGCAAGGCGAAAAGGGAGGCUCCACCUGGUGAGAAACCUGAGCCUGUUAGGACUCAUCUCCGCAACAUGAUCAUAGUACCUGAAAUGAUUGGUAGCAUUAUUGGGGUUUACAAUGGCAAGACUUUUAAUCAAGUUGAAAUCAAGCCUGAAAUGAUAAGCCAUUAUUUAGCCGAGUUCUCAAUCUCUUACAAGCCUGUGAAGCAUGGAAGACCUGGUAUUGGUGCUACCCACUCAUCCAGGUUUAUUCCUCUUAAAUGAAGAUUUUGCAUAUGCCAUGAACUGCUUAUCUAAGGGGGAGUUCUCUAUCAUCUCGAUCCUUAAAUUGGCUUUGGUUUUAACAGUGUUACCUCAUGUUGAGCGAAAAGGCUGGCAAGCUAACUAAUGUUUAUUUGAAUUUUUCUUUGGGUUAAUGAAUUAGAAAUAUUGUCUUGCUGUCUAUUUUGAGAAAGAAACGCACCACUUACCUUUUCCGAGAGACGGGCAUAAAUCAGCUGUGCUUAUCGAUCAAAUGUCCAUUAUCUAGUGAAACAGAAUCAGUUCGAUCAUGAUUGAAUAUAAAUUGUCAGCCCAGUUUGUCAAA